Messenger RNA from Lagopus leucura (white-tailed ptarmigan), 501 nucleotides. RefSeq names its product B cell receptor associated protein 31 (gene BCAP31). Gene Ontology annotation, biological process: endoplasmic reticulum to Golgi vesicle-mediated transport; intracellular protein transport. The transcript is spliced from 4 exons. NCBI's taxonomy places the organism in Eukaryota, Metazoa, Chordata, Aves, Galliformes, Phasianidae. Gene Ontology annotation, cellular component: endoplasmic reticulum; endoplasmic reticulum membrane. The annotation marks the transcript as partial. The record is from RefSeq and is a predicted model, not a curated record.
CCCCCUGCAGAUGCCUACAGGGAGACCCGUAAGUACGACGCCUCGGAUCGGGCCGCGCUGCCCAGCACGCCGGGGGCCCUGGAGCACUUCCACAUGCGGCUGUUCCGCGCCCAACGCAACCUCUACUUGGCCGGCUUUGCGCUGCUGCUCUCCUUCCUGCUGCGCCGUUUGGUCACCCUGAUCUCGCAGCAAGCGCUGCUGGGCGCCUCCAGCCAGGCGUUCCGCAAGCAGGCUGAGGGCGCGAGCCAGGCAGCGCGGCGCUACAUGGAGGACAACGAGGCGCUGCGCAAGCAACUGCAAGAGGCAGGAGACGAUUCGGCGCCGCCGAGCCGGGCUGAGAACGAGAGCCUGAAGGCAAAGGUGGAGAAGCUGAAGGAGGAGCUGGCAGCCAGCAAACGCACUCUGGAGAAGGCGGAGAAUGAAGUGCAGGCCAUGCGGCGGCAGGCGGAGGGGCUGACGAGGGAAUACGACCGGCUGCUGGAGCAGCACGCGCGGCUGCAG